AUGCCAGAAGUUUAUUUUAUUACUGGAGCUAAUCGUGGUAUCGGUUAUGCGGUCGUUGAAGAAUUAUCCAAAAGAUCAAAUGUCAAAAUCAUUGCAACAGUACGUAGCAUUGAGAAGGCCGAAAAUCUUAUCCUGUUAAAAAACAAGACAGGUAAUGUUGAACUUGUCACUCUUGACGUUUCUUCUGAGGAAAGUGUUGAUGCUUUGGAUGAGCAGUUGCAAAAGGUUGCACCAGAUGGAAUCGAUGUGUAUAUUUCAAACGCCGCCUACGUCGAUUGUUUGUACACUGUCAAGGAUGCACCACGUCGUAUUUGGAUAGAUCAUUAUAAGACCAAUGUGUUAGGUCCAAUUUUAGUUUAUCAAGUCUUGUACCCUUAUCUUGUCAAGAAGGAAACGAGAAAGAUCAUCUUCAUUUCAAGUCUGUCAGGCUCAAUGGGAAGUUAUUUUCCACUUUCCACUUCGGCAUAUGGUCAAUCUAAGGCUGCUUUGAACUACACUGGAAAGGAACUUAGUAGUGAAUUGCAAGCAGAAAACUUCACCGUUAUCUCGCUUCAUCCGGGGGUUGUCGCCACUGAAGCAGCUGAGGAAUUCAAAGCAAAACUCAACCCAGACCUUGUUCCAUUAAUUGAGCAGAUGUCGAUUACUCCAGCAGCAAGUGCAAUUAAGCAACUUGAAAUUAUUGACGGACUCACGAAGGAGUCAACCGGUAAGUUCUUCAGCUAUGAAGGUAGUGAAAUCCCAUGGUAA
This is a messenger RNA of Dujonia railenensis, 747 nucleotides long. Lineage: Eukaryota; Fungi; Ascomycota; Pichiomycetes; Serinales; Debaryomycetaceae. The record is from the annotation of a GenBank genome assembly.